Athene cunicularia (burrowing owl) is the source of this 1251-nucleotide messenger RNA. RefSeq names its product protein C receptor (gene PROCR). Gene Ontology annotation, molecular function: signaling receptor activity. Gene Ontology annotation, biological process: negative regulation of coagulation. The record is from RefSeq and is a predicted model, not a curated record. NCBI's taxonomy places the organism in Eukaryota, Metazoa, Chordata, Aves, Strigiformes, Strigidae.
AUGGGAGAGCCUUGGCCAGACUCCCACUCUCCUCCUCCUGCAGCCCCACCUCCCCGGUUCUGCUUAACUCCCCGUCAGACCAUCGGUGGGGCCACCAUUCCUGUCCUCCCUGUCCCCACCAUGCUCUGGUGGCUGCUGCUCUGUGGCGCCCUGGGCUGUGGGGCAGACCAGGCGGCCCCGCUCGUCUUCACCAUGCUGCAACAGACCCGCGUCUCCAAAGGCAUCUCCGUCUUCUGGGGGAAUGCCAGCCUGGACGGGCAGCUCAGCCAUCUCCUGGAGGGGUUUAAUGUCACCCAGGUGCUGCCUCUGGAGCCCCCGGAUGCCUGGGCCAGGCGACAGCAGGACGUGGCCACCUACCUGGUCUACUUUGGCCAGCUGGUGAAGCUCUUCAACAUGGAGAGGCCCAUCAACUACACCCAGAUGCUGUGCUGCCACCUGGGCUGCCGCCUCUUCCCCAACGGCACGGCCCACAGCUUCUACGAGGUCACCCUCAACGGGACGGCUUUCCUCAGCUUCCACGUCCCCAACGCCACCUGGCAGCGGCGCUGGCCUGGCAGGGACAUAGUGGCUGCCUUUGCCGAGAGGGAGCUGAUGAAGUACCCCGAGACCACCCAGGAACUCCAGCAUUUUCUCAACACCACCUGCGUCAGCAUCCUGCGGGCUCAGAGUGCCUGGACAGGAAAACAGAGCAGCCGGUCGCAUGCCCCGCUGGUGCUGGGCCUGAUCCUGGGGAUCUUUGCCUUGCUGGGCAUGGCCGUGGGGAUCUUCUUGUGCACAGGAGGGAGCUGCUAACAGAUCCGGAAGAUGUCCCACGUCACCCCAUGGAGGCAGGGGACGGACCCAUCGUCACCCUGUGGAGCAGGGACCGAGCCUGCACCCCGCAAGAGAUAACAUCUCCCCAGCACUGCAGGCUUUGCUCCCAAAGGACUCUGGUGGCUUCCCUGCCCAGUCCCAGCUGGGGUCACCCCUCCAGCAGCAGCACCCUGCCCCGGGGAUGGCCCCCACGCCGGGCUGGCACAGUGCACUGAGACUUAACGUAGAAAUACACUUGGCACAGAUGGAAAACAUGGGGAAGGGGGAUGGGGUAGGGAGAAAGUGGCAGGAGAAAUGGCCAAGAAAGGGUUAAAAGGAUGGCAUUGAGCCCACAUUUAUCCUUGUUCCAGUGGGGAUAAUUGACUCGGAGGGAGGAUGUCACACCUUUGUGGCACUGCUUUGAGAUGUUCUGUAAAUAAAACCACCUGUCAGCUCUCA